This is a messenger RNA of Suillus fuscotomentosus, 879 nucleotides long. RefSeq lists its product as uncharacterized. Lineage: Eukaryota; Fungi; Basidiomycota; Agaricomycetes; Boletales; Suillaceae. Bases 1 to 879 code for a protein of 292 amino acids. The record is from RefSeq and is a predicted model, not a curated record. The transcript is spliced from 2 exons.
AUGUCAUUAGGAUUCACAUCUGUUGAUGUUUUGAGCUGCGACUGUUCCUCACUUCCCCAAGUCCUCAUCCACCAUGGCUUGUUCCCUACUGCACCAUCCCAGCCUUGUAUAGCAGUUUCACUUGACUUAUUGUCGUUUUACCAGACACUCUUCAAGCGCUCUUGUGAUGCAAUCAAUGCACACGUGUCUGCUCUCAAGAUGUAUUAUUCCCGCCAAGGCUUUCAAAUGACUGACAAAAAAGGUGAAUUAAUUCAUGACCCUUUCCAUCAUGGGCUUGACUAUGCAGUCCAAUGGUUCGACAUCCUGCAAAUUGAAGUCGAACGCCAACUCAACUCACUACUCCAGCAAUGUCAGGAUCGUGUUGCAGAGUUCAAGGCAUCAUUGCCAGCCCCCAAGAUAUUUCCUGACCAACAGCAACCUCCAGAGCCAGCCCCUUCCCCACCCAUCUCACGCCAGAAUCGAUGUUCGCCCCUUCUUGUCCAGCGGUGCCCUGCAUGUUUCGGUGGUGUAUUGUAUGGGAAACCUACUGACAAUGGUGGCGAUAUACAUGUCGCAACAGAUGGAAAUUUCCACCAUCGCCAUUGGCACUCUGCAGGCGGCUGUCCACAAUUCUAUAACCCAACUUAUUUUCUCCCUAAAGAUUUUGUUGAUGAAGUUGGCCACCAGAUAGAUUCCCAAUGCAAGCGGCCUCCUAAGGCUCGUAAGCUUGUUGUACCUGAUGAAGCCAUCAAUUUAUGCGAAAAUGCUUACGAGGCUGCUGAUGGGAAAAAGCAGAAGGCUGCUAUGGACAGUUUUGAUGAUACGGGAGUUAUGGCUCUCAUUUGUCGCCAUGACAUUCCUUUAUUUUUUGCUAACAUAGAUUCACCCGGCAAGCAAUAA